CAUGGAGCCGGGGAGGACGGAAGGAGUGGGCUGUGCGGUGUGCAGGACACACACAUGCCCUUACGUCGCCUUCCUCUCCCUGCUGGGCUGCGCUCUCCUGCAGCGAUUCUAGAGUGUAAACCCCAUAAGGACAUAAACUAUUAUCUCAGAGGGCCGUGUGCCAAUCAGACGAGUCCUGGAGGAGAUUUUGCAAGGGUUUACCAUGUGACUAAGGGCACUCACUGCAUGUCAGAUGGUCUCUCCAAGCCAACAGUGAUGGAGUCAAUUGAUGUAGCUGAUGGACAGCAAGGACAGCAAAGUGGGAAGGAACAAUCUCAGAAAGCCUCACCGAGAACUCUGCAGCAUGGCUGGGCUGCCUGGUGGAAUGGAUUAAUGACAGGAGGCGUUGUAUAUUUGUUCGCCCUCUUGCAGAUAUUGCUUUUCUGCAUGAUGUUAUGGUACAGCGGUUUUGGGACAAUCCCAACAGCUCAGAAUGCCUUUGACCUGCUGUCCUACUUGCUAAUACCAUUUGAACAGUUCAUCUCAGAUCCAGGAGAGGACCUGACCAGAGUUGGAAGCAUUGCGAUGUUAUAUUUCCUGCUGUCUUUAGUUUCGCUAGGAUUGUUACUCAUAGGAACUCUGAUUUGGUAUCUUGUGAAAACCCAUCCGGAUCCCGCCUUUCCCCUACCAGAGGACAGGCGUCAGUCUGUGAGCCGCCAGCCUUCAUUCACAUACUCAGAGUGGACAGAGGAUAAAAACGAGGACGAUUUUCUAGAUUUGGAUCCCGUGCCAGAGACGCCGGUCUUUGACUGUGUGAUGGACAUCAAAGCAGAGAUGGAUCCAGCGACUCUGACAGUUAAAUCAGUGGGAUUGCAAGAAAGGAGAGGUUCAAAUGUUUCACUCACGCUGGACAUGUGUACCCCAGGCUGUUCUGAGCAAGUCUUUGGCUAUGUCAUGUCACCAAGAGAACAAUCAGCCCGAGAAUACCUACAAAUGGCAUCGAACAUUCUUACCGCAGAGGAGCUACACAAGAAAGCAUUAGACCCUUUCAUACUCCAGACAGAGUUUUUUGAAAUCCCAAUGAACUUUGUUGAUCCAAAGGAAUAUGAUAUUCCAGGAUUAGUGCGGAAGAAUCGCUACAAAACAAUUCUCCCAAAUCCUCACAGCAGAGUGUGCCUUACCUCAACUGAUCAAGACGAUCCUCUUAGCUCAUAUAUCAAUGCUAACUACAUCAGGGGCUAUGGAGAAGAGGAAAAGGUAUAUAUUGCUACUCAGGGACCCAUAGUUAAUACUGUCAGUGAUUUCUGGAGAAUGGUGUGGCAGGAGCGUUCUCCCAUCAUUGUCAUGAUUACCAAUAUAGAAGAGAUGAAUGAGAAAUGUACAGAGUACUGGCCAGAGGAACAGGUCACCUAUGAAGGAACAGAAAUCACAGUUGACCAGGUCAUACAAGCAGAUGAUUACCGAUUAAGACUCAUCACCCUGAAGAAAGGUGGUGAAGUAAGAAACCUGCGACAUUACUGGUAUACAUCCUGGCCAGAUCAAAAGACACCAGAUCAAGCACCAGCCCUCUUACAACUGGUGCGGGAAGUGGAAGAGGCCAUGCAAUGUGCAGAAGAAAAGAAUGCCCCAGUCAUUGUCCACUGCAGUGCAGGGAUUGGGAGGACUGGCUGCUUUAUUGCCACCAGCAUUUGUUGUAAACAGUUGAAGUACGAGGGAAUAACUGACAUACUGAGAACAACCUGCCAGUUACGGCUAGACAGGGGAGGAAUGAUCCAGACUUGUGAACAAUAUCAAUUUGUCCACCAUGUCAUGAGCUUGUAUGAAAAACAGCUCUCAAGAGAAGCAGAAGAAUUUCACACACAUACUGAGAGGUGCAGAAGCAAAGAUAUUUUCAUCAUGGCAACUGCAGUCAUGCAAAUGGAAACCAUGGUCCAGCAACAUCACUCCAUUAAAGUUUCCAGCUCCCAGAUGCAACAUAUGUCUCAGGCCACCAAGAUUGUGGGAGAGGAAGUUGUUUCUAGGAAAUCUUCUACCACUGUGGAGUCCUUCAGCAUGGUGACACGCUCCUUUGAGAUCCCUUUAGGAGAAAGCAUCCCUGAAUUUGUGGAGAAGCCUCAUCCACUGACAACCCCUGAGGGAGACAAAGCAGUAUUUCGAGCUAAAGUGAAAGGUAACCCCAAGCCCAAUGUAACAUGGAAAAGAGAAAGUGGGAUACCAAUAAAAGAAGGUUCAAAAAUGUUUUUUGAUAGUAUCAAUAAGGAGUUUGUGCUAAAGCUGGAAUCCCUCACCGCGGAUGAUGCUGAUAACUACAAGUGCAUUGUUUCCAAUGACCAUGCUGAUAUUAUCUACACUGUGUCCUUGACUGUGACUGAAAGUCAAGAAAAAUUGGAUUUCAAAAAAAUGCUUAAAAAAAGGGGCCCUCCUGCUCCGAAGAAGAAAGCGAAGAAGGUGACUGAUGAGAAGGAAAUGCUUGAAAUCCUCUCCAAGGUGCCAAAAAAGGACUUUGAGAAGGUCUGCAUGGAAUACGGCUUCACUGACUUCCGUGGGCUCCUUAAGAAGCUAAAGGAGAUGAAGAAGAAAGUGGAGGCUGAGGCAGUCAAAGUCCUAAAACCUCUGGAGGAUGUCUCAGCUAAAGUGGAUUCCACAGCUAUAUUUGACACCAUUCUGGAACUGAGGGACCCCAAUACUAAGAUGACAUGGUAUAAGGGUAAUGAUCCCUUGCGUAUGCAGUACUGCCUAGGAAAAUAUGAAAUAAAGCAGAUGGGUACAAAGUAUAUGCUGUACAUCUUAAACGUGAAUGAAAAAGACUGGGGCACCUACAGUCUAAUUGUAGCUGACAAGAAACUCUCAGCACAACUGAAAGUGAUAGAUGAGCCCCUAAAAUUCCUGGCAGAACUGAAGCCAUUGAAAGUGACAGAAAGGCAGACAGCAGUGUUUGAAAUCCGCCUGUCCAAAAAAGUGCCCAAUUUCACCUGGAAGUUCAAUGGGAAGGAGCUGAAGCGAGACGACAAAUAUGAGAUCAUCACAUCUGACGAUGGAUUAACCCACACAUUGAAAAUCAAGGAUGUUCGGCCCAGUGACAUUGGAGAGUUUAGCGCCCAGGCUGGGGAUCUGGUGCAGAAAGCACCACUCUUCAUUGAACGAAUUCCAAUUAAAUUUGUCAGCAACCUGAAGAAUGUCCGAGUCAAGGAGAAGGGGAAAGCUUGCCUGGAGUGCAAGCUGACCUCUAAAGAUGUUACACUGAAGUGGAUGAAGGAUGGGAGGGUGAUUGAGAGGUCUGACAAAUACAGCAUGACACAUGAAGGGAAGAGGGCAGAGCUGAUCAUUGACGAUGCUGAGCUGAGUGACUCAGGAGAGUACACAGUGGUUGCUAUGCAAGAUAAUGACCCAACGGAGUACUGCAGCACUUCCAGUGUAACUGUGGAAGAGAGAUUCGCUACAGUCAAGAGCGGCAUGUCUGAUGUUCAGGCUCCAACUGGGAACCCAGCAGAGCUUUGCGUUGUCCUCAAUGAUGAGAAGGUAGAGGGAGUUUGGCUGAAGGAUGGAAAAGAGAUCACGGAUAUGACAGGGAUCCAGAUAGUCAAGCAGGGAGCUGUCCACAAAUUGAUCAUUGACAAAAUGGGAGAGGAACAUGAAGGGAAGUACACGUUCAGAGCCAAGGGGGCAGAAAGUGAGGCCACCGUUGCCAUUGCAGAUGUUCCUGUCAUUGACUCAUCUGUGCUGGAGCUUUUGGCUGCACACCCAGUGACUGUGAAGGCCGGGCAUACAGCAUACAUCAAGGUCCCAUUCAAGGGAAAGCCACUGCCAAAAGUCACCUGGUACAAGGAUGGUAUUGAGGUGACAGAGGAAGAGAAGGUUGUGAUGGAAAAAGCCAGUGACUAUGCAACGCUCACAAUAAAAAAGUGUGUGAGAGAAGACAGUGGAAACAUUAUGCUGAAGCUGAAGAAUGAUUGUGGUUCAGCUGUUGCUAAUAUGUUUCUCAACGUUGUUGACAAACCAAAACCACCUCAGGGUAAAGUGGAAUUGCUAGAGCGUACAGGAAAAUGUAUUAAAAUGAAAUGGAAAGCACCCAGAGACAAUGGAGGAAAGCAAGUGACCCACUUCAUCAUUGAAAAGAAGAUGGCUGGGAAAAAGUCAUGGAUCAAAAUUGGGGAAACUGACAGCAAACACACCACAUUUGCCACUGAUAAGGUUGAGGAAGGUAAAGCCUAUCAGUUCAGAAUCAUUGCUGUCAAUGCAGAAGGUCUGAGUGAUCCACUGGAGACAGAAGAAAUCUUUGCUGGAGAACCUAUUGAGCCCCCUGGACUGGCAUCUCAACCUCAAGUUACAGAUGUUACUAAGGAAGCUGUCACCAUCACCUGGAACCCUCCAGCACAGGACGGCGGCUCCCCAGUACAAGGGUACAUUGUGGAAAGAAGGAAGAAAGGCAGCAACCUUUGGGUCCCAGUUACCAAAGAACUAGUCCAAGAUACCAAGUUCAAAGUGGAUGGAUUGCUGGAGAAUACAGAAUAUGAGUUCCGUGUUACAGCUGUGAACAGGGCAGGGCCUGGACAACCCAGCACAGCCUCAAAUUCUGUUGUUGCAAAGGACCCCAUCAAGCCUCCGGGAAUGGUGAAGGGGAUCCAUGUGGUUGACUCUUCCAACUCCAGCAUUUCCUUGGCAUGGGAGCAGCCAGAUCAAGGAGACUUGCCCUCAGGAUACAUACUCGAGAUGCGCGCAGAGAACACCAAGGAAUGGACAAAAUGCUCUAAAAUCCCAAUCUCUGGCACCAGCUACACUGUGGGAGGCUUACAGGAGAGGCAGAAAUAUUUCUUCCGAAUCCGAGCAGUGAAUGAAGCUGGUGUGGGAGAACCAGCAGAGCUAGAUGAAGGAGUCCUAGCUAUGCCCCCUCCAGCCUCUCCUAAGUUUGAUCUAAGUGCCAAGCUGAAGAGUCAUAUGGUGGUUCGCGCUGGGACAGCCCUCUGCAUUCAUGCUGCUUUUACUGGUUCCCCUCCACCAACUGUGACCUGGCAAAAAGAUGGAAUUCCUACAAAAGGGAGAGAGAUCAUCACCAAAGGCAAGAACCACUCCCAGUUCCUCAUCCACAGCACCAAGCGUUUUGAUUCUGGUGUGUACAGGAUCCUCCUUAGAAACGACUAUGGUGAAGCCCAUUAUGACAUCCAAGUACAUGUGGCAGAUUUCCCACGGCCACCAAAGAAUCUGCAGCUGGUUGAGGAAGUGCCGAACACCAUGACUCUGAAAUGGGAUCACACCCCAGAUAUAAUGGAUGAUGGGCAUGCCCAUUACAUCAUCAUGAAACGUGAUGCUAGAACUGCCACCUGGUUCACUGCAGCUGAGAAAGUCUACAGUAACAAGUACACUGUCACGGCCCUGGUCCCAGGGAGGAAAUACUUUUUCCGAGUUAUUGCCCGCAACAACAUUGGAGACAGUGACCCUCUGGAUUCCAAGGAGCCCUGGCACAUCUCUAAAGACAAAGAGCGCUUCAGUGGCAAGUUGAAGGAGUAUCACGAGAGAGACUGGCGCCAGGCCCCCCACUUCAUUGCUCCGCUGAAGAACCAUGCAGUGCACCGGGGCCAGGACUGCACCAUGAGUUGUGCUUUCCUGGGCAACCCCCGCCCGGUGGUGACAUUGUACAAAGGCAAUGUGAACAUCACGGCCAAUUCUAAGUUCUGGUACAACUCAACAAGUGGCGUCUGCACGCUGAUGAUCCCCACCUGCAGCUCCAAGGACAGCGGAGACUACACCGUGGCCAUUGAGAACGAGCUGGGCCAGGAGAAAUGCAGCUGCGUGUUGACUGUGUAUGAUAAAGAUGAUAAAAGCCUCCUAGACUCAGUGACUGAAAGUCUUCAGAAGUCAAAGCACAUCAUGUAAUCAGCAGACCUGGAUCCAAAUACAUCCAGUCCAGCAUGCAGAAUAAUUCAAACAUUUCUGUGUAGUUUGACUUAGAUAUGCAUGGCUCAAAACAGCAACUGCACUAUCUUCUAUAGUGAUCAAUGAAAUCAAAUGCCAAAAGGUGGGGCCUGUAAAAGGGCAGUUUUGAUGUUUCAAUACUUUCUUCUACAUAGGCAGCUUCCAAAUGCUAGUGUGUGUGAAUGGUAAUAUUUCCAAUAUUGGAUGAAAAUGUAUCUUAAAAAUAAAAGGAGCCACAGACAGUGAGAGUUCUGCUUUGACUUCAAUGGGAGGAGAACUGGGCUAUAUCUGCAUUAGUCAUUGUUACUUUACUGCAGUACUUACAGGCCCCAGCUAAGCUCCGGGCCUUGUUGUGCCAGAUACUGUACAGUCACACAGUAAGAGAUGGU
Molecule: messenger RNA, 6278 nt
Organism: Chelonoidis abingdonii (Abingdon island giant tortoise)
Lineage: Eukaryota; Metazoa; Chordata; Testudines; Testudinidae
Gene: IGSF22
Product: immunoglobulin superfamily member 22
Biological process (GO): signal transduction; protein dephosphorylation
Cellular component (GO): cytosol; plasma membrane; cell junction
Molecular function (GO): protein tyrosine phosphatase activity; protein kinase binding
Source: RefSeq, a predicted model, not a curated record